Molecule: messenger RNA, 2928 nt
Organism: Ostreococcus tauri
Lineage: Eukaryota; Viridiplantae; Chlorophyta; Mamiellophyceae; Mamiellales; Bathycoccaceae
Product: P-loop containing nucleoside triphosphate hydrolase
Exons: 1
Coding region: 1-2928 (975 amino acids)
Biological process (GO): regulatory ncRNA-mediated post-transcriptional gene silencing
Cellular component (GO): cytosol; P granule
Molecular function (GO): 5'-3' RNA helicase activity; RNA binding
Source: RefSeq, a predicted model, not a curated record
AUGUCGACGACGCCGACGACGCCGCCGCUGGGCGACGCGUGCGCGAUCGACGACGCGUUCGAUGGAUUGCGCGAUGUCAUCGCGUCCACGUCGGUCGCGGCGCGCGAGGCGAUCGAGCGAUGCGUCGAGCUCGGCGCGCGGGGCGACGCGGGCGUCUCGGCGCGAGCGAGCGAGCGGCGGAACGCGCGGUGUUACCCGGGAAGAUUGGAUUUCGGUCGGGUGUGGGUGGACGACGACGGGCGAUCGACGACGAGAAGGUCACGGACGGUGUUCGUGACGAACGUCUCGAGGGUGCCGUCGGAGGACGCGAUCGUGCUGGGGGCGUGGUGCGAGCCGAAAGCGGCGGAGUUUCGCUUGGCGGACGCGCCGGGUCCUGAAACUGGAUACGUCGUGACGCUUCCGGGUGGAAACGGGCGAACGACGCAAGAACCGCAUCCGUUGAGGUUGGAGUUCGACGCGCGGGCUCGGAAGGAGCGCGGGAGCGCGUUCGUGGGGACGUUCGUCUUGGUCGCCGUCGCUUCGAGGGAAAAGGUCAACGCGAUUUUAGCGCGAAAGACAUCCGUGCGAGAGGCGAUCGAGGAGAUUGCAAAGCUCGUUGAAGUGCACGCGUCGCAGGCGCACGCGUUCGUUUCGAGAGGGAAUACGAUUGACACCGUGUUAGACGUCGAUGCGGUGCCAUUUUAUCCAGCGGCUCUCCGGAACCUGUUCAACUCGAGCGAGCAGAUGUUUCCGAUGCAUCAAGCGUGGCGUGUGCGAAACGUCGACCCAAGAGGGGACGAAUUCGUCGUGCGCGUGCGCAAGGCGCAACGAUUCACGGAUUCGGAGACCGGUCAUGACUUCGUCGUUGAUGAGUUGAGCCGAUGGUCGGGACUCUUAAAGCGCGAGCGCCGAGCACAACAAAAGCACAUUGAAGAGCUGGACAUGUUUCACGCCGAACUGACGCUCGCUCCACCAAACGACGUGGCACUAGCGAAAUCACCCGACUCGAAAACGAGUUUGCGGGAUUCGCUGUAUUAUCUCGAAGUCCCCGGAUUGGCGGAGCAGAGGCCGUUGGUGCUCGCGGGAGAUCGCGUGUUCACUCGGGUCGCUCAAAACAUCGCAAUCGAAAUCCCGCUGACGGUGCAGCAUGUGGACACGCGUCGCUCACGAUUGUAUUUCGUCGCGCCUGGUCUUGCGUAUCUCCGUAAUCGUGGCAUCAUACGCGUGCACGUGCGAUUCACACUUAAUCUGGUUGUGUUCAAGAUGUUUCACAGCGCGAUCGAGCGCGUGCUUCUUCACGAUCACAAUCUUCACCGCUUCCUUCCGAGCUCAAUCACGAGAAAGUGCCAAGCACACUUACAGACGCCAGUGAGACAAACUUCCGGAGCUACGACUCCCCUGAACGACCAUGAUGAAAGUGACGUGUCCGAUGUCCUCAAUGAAGAACAGGCACGUGUCGUGCGGGACAUUCUCCGCGGCGCUGGAAGGUCUGCUCCUUACAUCGUGUGGGGACCUCCAGGCACUGGGAAAACUCUCACGAUAGUCGAAUGUGUCGCGCACGUUCUGGAAAAAGAUUCGAGCGCUCGAAUAUUGCUCGCAGCGCCCGCGGCGUUCGCCGCCGACAUUCUUUGUUCCCGCCUCGCGGAACGCAUCAACUUCAAGGACGCUCUGAGUGAGCUCGUGCGUGUGAACGAUGAACGACGUACACCCGAAUCAGUCAAGGCGGAUGUUCGUAUGUUUUGUCUGGACUACGCCCACACGUCUACUGCGAAGUCGGGCGCCGCGCCUUUCAACUUCUUUCGAGUCCCGAGUGAAAAUGAUUUGGCGCAGGCGCGAGUGGUUAUAUGCACGUGCACGAGCGCGGACCUUCUAACGAAUCGCUUUCGACCGACGCACAUUUUCGUCGACGAAGCGGCGCAAGCGCUUGUUCCAGAGACGUUCAUACCUCUCUCGCUCGCCGGAAAGGAAACUAGCGUGAUUCUUGCCGGUGACAGCAAACAACUGGGCCCGGUCGUACAUGAUAAAGUCGCCGCAAGAGACGGCUUGAAUAAGUCGCUUCUGGAAAUGUGGAUGGAUCAGUCAGGCGUUUCUCAUGGAACGCAGCUGCGGGCGUGUUAUCGCUCGCACGCCGACAUUGUGCAGUUGCCGUCGCGCUUGUUCUACGACGGUUCGGUAGUCUCACGCGCGUCGGAAGAGAACAUCGCGUUACCCGAUAAGUGGGACGAGUUCGCACAUGGCGCCGGUAACGGCCGAGCCGCACGAUUCCUCUUCUACGGCGUCAAGGGUCGGCAGCGAAGAGAAGGCAAUACGACGUCGUGGACAAACCCCGUCGAGGCGGCUGAGCUCGUCGAUUUGUUGGUCAGUUUGCUCAAAACUACCACGCUCACAACUGCGGACGUCGCCGUGAUGGCGACGUAUCGCCGACAGGUGAUGCUCAUUCGCAUGGCCCUGCGCGAGCGCGGGCUCGGCGCCAUUCGCGUCGGAACGGUUGACGAUUACCAAGGACAGGAGGAAAAAAUCGUCUUCAUCUCAACUGUGGUCACAAGACCGACCACGCUGAACGCACUGGAUCCCGAAGUGGGAUUCCUGAAUAACCCAAAGAGAUUCAACGUUGCCAUAUCGCGCGCGAUGGCGCUGAACGUCAUCGUCGGGCAUCCGUUGGUUCUCCUGACCAACCCAUUAUGGAGCGAGCUCCUUCGAGACUGUGUUCGCCGCGACGCCUUCAGAGGCGCCGGAGCCGAGUAUUUGCCUCGUUGGGCCGGUGGUGGCGGCAAUGAUGACGCGGGCGAUCUCCCCGGUCACGACGACGACGGCGACAUCGCCUCUGCAGUCGCUUCCAUAGCCUCUCUUGCUCUACUCGGCUCUGGCGCCGCGGAAUCCAUGGAAUCCGCCGACGACCACGCGUGGGACGAUUUUGGCGACCAACCGAGCUGGCGCGUCGCCAUCUGA